Molecule: messenger RNA, 2655 nt
Organism: Plasmodium relictum
Lineage: Eukaryota; Apicomplexa; Aconoidasida; Haemosporida; Plasmodiidae
Product: fam-j protein
Exons: 8
Source: RefSeq, a predicted model, not a curated record
GACUAUUCAACUAUUCAAACGGAAAAAGAGUCUUAUCGAAUAAGUUUAAUGGGAACAAAAAAUGUAGAACAUGAAGACCUUGUUGAAUUACAAAAUAUUUUGGAUGAAAUUCUAAAUACAUCACCAGAUUCAAGAGAAAAAUCCAUCGAUUUAUCCCUUGAACAGGACUAUUCAACUAUUCAAACGGAAAAAGAGUCUUAUCGAAUAAGUUUAAUGGGAACAAAAAAUGUAGAACAUGAAGACCUUGUUGAAUUACAAAAUAUUUUGGAUGAAAUUCUAAAUACAUCACCAGAUUCAAGAGAAGAAUCCAUCGAUUUAUCCCUUGAACAGGACUAUUCAACUAUUCAAACGGAAAAAGAGUCUUAUCGAAUAAGUUUAAUGGGAACAAAAAAUGUAGAACAUGAAGACCUUGUUGAAUUACAAAAUAUUUUGGAUGAAAUUCUAAAUACAUCACCAGAUUCACGAACAGAAUCCAUCGAUUUAUCCCUUGAACAGGACUAUUCAACUAUUCAUACGGAAAAAGAGUCUUCUCGAAUAAAUUUAAUGGGAAAAAAAAAUGUAGAGCAUGAAGAUUCUUAUAAUCUAUCGAAUACUUUUAGUGAUUCACAAGUUACUCCCAAUUAUUUGGAAAAAGGAUUCCUUGAGUUACCCUUAGGAGAUCAAUCUUCAACAAUUAAGAAUGCUGGUAUACCCUCCAGUACAAGCAAUUUAAUGCUCACAGAAAAUAAAGAACAUGAAAAAUUUGUUGAAUUAGAAACUAUUCCUUUUAAUCCUCCUAUAGAACAACAAAAUUUAAUAUUUUAUAUUGAGGAAAGAUCCUCUAGCACAAACAAAUUAAUGCACAUAGCAAAUGAAGAAUCCACUGAACUAGAAAAUAUUUUUCCUAGUUUUUCUAUAAAUCAACCCUCUACAACUAUUAACAAUAAUGAAGAAGAUCCAAGCUUAGUAAAUACAAUAAAACAAACAUCAGAAGAAUAUAUAGGAGAUGGAAAAAUUGAUGAAAAAAUUUGUGGAGAAAAUGAAUUUAACAAACAAAUUUUCUUUAACGACUUAUCCGUUAAUGAUUAUAGUACGGAUGUUAAUAGUGGUGAUGCACAAUCAUACAAAAGAAGUGGAAAGAAGAGAAAUUACGAAGAUAUUGAUGAUUCAGAUGAUCAGGAUAUUGGAGAUCGUAUAUAUAUUUCUCCAAGAAAAAAAUACACUUAUAAUAAAAAUGGUGAAAAUAUGGUUUGUUCUGUUUCAAAUAUUUUCAAAAUGGAAAUUAAUUGCUUAUCACGUGAUGUAGUUCCAAAUUUAGAAAAAUUAAGAGAUAUAUUAAAAAAUGAAUACAAAGAUACAUAUAAUGAUUUAAAAAAAAAAUUGAACAUAAUCAUUUUGUCAUUGAGAGACAUAAUAACUGAGGAAAUACAAAAAAUUAAUAAUUCUGAUCUAAAAGUAAUAAAAAAUUAUUAUGAUCAAAAUAUAGAGGGAAUAAAAUUAGUCAAAAAAAUUAAUAAUUCUAUUUUGUCAUUUAGAUAUACAGUAAAUCAUGAAUUUAAUAGGAUAGAAGAAAUAUUUGAAAGAAUAAAGCAUUUUUUAAAAAUUCUUCAUGAUUUAAACGAUGAAUAUAAAUUUCUACAGGACAUAUGUUAUUUUAAAUCACUUAUUAUAGAUAAUUCUAUGCAUAAUAAAUUAUUUUCUCCUUCAUUUAUUCUAUCAUUUGAAACUUUAAAGCGUAUUUUUGAAUUAUUGAAAUUCAUGGAUAAGUUAAUAGAAUGUAUAGAAGAAUCACUUAAAAACGGAUUUAUAUUAGGGGAUCGUGUUUAUUUUUGCAUUGUUCAAAGGAUUAUAACUCUUCUUAAUGUACAGAUAAAUACAGUUAUUAGAAAUAAUUUGGCCAAACUUGGUGAGUUUUUGAAUUUAUUGAAUUUAUCAUAUGAAGACUACGGUAUAAUAAUACAAACUAUUUUUUUUUUUUUUAAAAAAGAAAACUUAAAAACUAGGGAAAAAUUAAAGCAAUACUUAAAUAAACCCUAUAAAAAAAAUUCCUUAAAAGCGAUUUAUGAUUUUUUAUUAGAGGAAGAAAAGUGUAUUUUAUGGUACUAUAAUGAAGCAUCUAAAAUUUUUAAUUUGAAUUUAUAUGACAAAAAUGAGAAUGGUAUAUCCUUCAAUGAUUUAAUAAAUAAAGAAAGUGCUGCAAAUAAUUUAUUCUCUCUUUAUGAAACCCUUGUGAAAUUGAUUGGAGCUUCAUUUAUUAAGAAACAGUUAUUCAUUAUUAUGAAAAUACGUAAAUCAUUAUUAAAUAUGAAUUCAUUGAAAAAAAGGAAAGGUGUUUCAUAUGAAACAAAAGAAAUUUUAACAGAGGAAUUACAAUUGAAAUUACUUUCUCAAAUAGAAACUGAAAAAUGUAAAAUGGAAAAAGUUAAGUUAAAUAUGGUAAAUUUACGUUUAUUUGCUAGUGUGAAAUAUGAUAUGAAAAAUAUUCAAGCAUCAAAUGAUCUAAAAAAUAAAAUAAAGGAAAUUAUAUCAGUUUUAAAUUUCGUUCAUAAUAUAAUAUAUAAAAAUAAAGAAAGAAAUAAUUUCAAUCAUGAAGAAAUGGAUAAUACAGAAAAUAUUUUGCUUGCAUUAUAUUACGCCAACCAAAGGUUUAUAAAGCUUACAGAAAAAGAAAAAUAA